UGCAGGUAGACACACAUCCAUUCUGUGUGAACAGAGAAUCAGUGCUAGUAACUUCUGUCCUCAUGGCUUGGCACUUGCCGCUGCUUGUUUCUUUGUUUGUGGUGUUUGCCAGUGGCUUCACUGAAGCGACCACCACAAGGCGCAUGGAUGACUUCAUCAGUGCUGUGGAGAGAAUUGAAGCAGAGAAUCCAGGACUUCAGAUGCUCGAUGUGGUCAAAGGUUUACGUAAGGCUGCUGGCUUUGAAACCGACCUCAUCAAGCGUCACCUCGGCGUCCUCAGUGAUGCACGCGACCUGGCGACAGAACCAUCCGUCAUUUCAUUCUUAAGCAAGGUCAUUAAUCACAGCAUAUCACAGUUGGGUGAGGAGGAAGGUGUAGUUCUGACUUUAGAUGGUUCAAAUGUGGCGUUGGCCCCAAUGCUCCUCGGACUUGAGGCUGGGCUGCAGUCGGCCAUCCAAGGCCUGUACCCUUUAACCUUGACCGAGAACCUGGUUGCCUCUUUGGUCCAUCAUGCCCACAAUGAGCAGUCCACCGCUCCUCUGGGCACUAAAGGUUUUUGGGAUAGCAUUAAAUCCCCAAAGGUGUACACUCUCUCUGGUUUGCCCUCCUUGGCAACAGACGCCCUAAUAACCGGAGGAGUGGACGGGUUCAUCCUCGGGUCGGAAGUUGCCACGUCUGACUUUCGUGAGCUUUCACUGAGUGACUUGGUGAAGAGUUACUACAGCCACCAGCUUGACGCCGCAGGGUUGGACGCAGCGCCCCGUCUGAUUAGUCAAAAUCGAAGGAUGAACUUUAAAAAGGUCGUCAGCUUCUCUUUGCUGAAAAGCCAAGUGGUUCAGGCUCUAACAGUUCGUCGUAACUUAAAUGAGUCUGAGAGGAAGAGGCUGGAUGAUGUCGUGAACGAGGGGUUUGAGCAAUUUGUCCAUGUGUAUGCGGUUUGUCCUAAAAUCAUUACGAGGUCUCAAUGGGGGGCAGCAUCUUACAUCGGCUCUCCCUCCUAUCUGUCUCUCCCUGUGCCGUACCUUUUCAUCCACCACACAUAUCAACCCUCCAAGCCUUGCACCACCUUUGAGCAAUGUGCCAGUGAGAUGCGGUCCAUGCAGCGCUACCACCAGCAAAGCAAUGGAUGGUCUGACAUUGGAUACAGUUUUGUUGCAGGCUCUGAUGGAAACUUGUACGAAGGCCGCGGCUGGAAUUGGGUGGGUGCGCACACUUACGGGUACAACUCCAGAGGCUAUGGCGUCUGCUUCAUUGGAGAUUAUACCUCCACAAUCCCCUCCAGGAGUGCGAUAAACAUGGUGCGGUACGACUUCACAAGCUGUGCUGUGAACGGAGGUCGACUGUCUUCAUCUUACUCCUUGUAUGGACACAGGCAAGCCACUGCCACAGACUGCCCAGGAAAUGCCUUCUACCGUGAAAUCCAGACAUGGGAGCGUUACCAGAGCUAUUUGCCUUGAUGACUGUGGCAUCAACAAUGGGCAUCUAAUUGUGUCUCUGGAACACAGUACAUGAUGUAUUACAUGUAUCUCUCAUAAUAAAUG
Molecule: messenger RNA, 1541 nt
Organism: Rhinichthys klamathensis goyatoka
Lineage: Eukaryota; Metazoa; Chordata; Actinopteri; Cypriniformes; Leuciscidae
Gene: pglyrp6
Product: peptidoglycan recognition protein 6
Exons: 5
Coding region: 63-1457 (464 amino acids)
Biological process (GO): peptidoglycan catabolic process; defense response to Gram-positive bacterium; detection of bacterium
Molecular function (GO): zinc ion binding; peptidoglycan binding; peptidoglycan immune receptor activity
Source: RefSeq, a predicted model, not a curated record